UGAGAAAUGACUGGGUCAGCGAUUUUUCAAAGUCGCGGAUUUAUUUUUUUUUCAUUCACUUCGAAGUUCGAAGGUCAAGUGGAUUUAUGAGUGAACUGAGUCAUAACAGUAAUGGAAGACAGCCAAAAACGAUUGGAUGUCAAAGAGAUGUCGACUCAUUACACCAAUGAAGUGCAUUUCAUUGUUAUCUCUCAACGAUGAAAAUUUUGUCAUCAAUAUUUUCAAUAGAAACCCUGGGACAAUUCAGUUUAUCACGAGUGUCACUCUGAGGAGAGUUUUCUACAUUUUCAUGUGACAAUGUCUGAUCUGGAUGCCCUCGUUGUCUCAGGGUUAGGACCGCCUGAGUCCAUACAAACCUCGCUUGAACUACCGUCGAAGAAGAUGGGGGUCUCCAAGGUGAAGGUUGGAAUAAUUUUUGCAGUGGCAAUUGUUGCUAUUGCUGCAGGAAUUGCAAUGGGAAUGUUGUGGAGUUCAAUUUUCGAUGGAAUUCUCUCUCGUCAAUUGAUUCUGUCUCCGACGUCGAAGAGUUUCUCGAUAUGGAAGGAGACACCGAUUCCUAUGUAUCUGAAGAUUUAUUUAUUCCACUGGACAAAUCCCCAGCUAAUACGAAAAGAAAAGCCACACUUCAUUGAAAAGGGCCCCUACGUUUUCAAGGAAAUUGAUUAUAAAGUCAAUAGAACUUGGAAUGACAAUGGCACUUUAACAUUCUAUCAAAGGAGAAUCUGGCAUUUUCUACCAGAAGAGUCGAAUGGUACACUUGAUGAUCAAAUUGUCAAUCUGAAUCCAAUAGCAGCCACACUCGCCUACAAAGUCAGGUACAAAAGACGUUUUAUGCAGCUCUUAGUGAGUGGUAUCUUGGAGGGUCUCCACGAGGGUCUAACAGUCACAAAAACCGUUCGUGAAUUACUAUUCGAUGGUUACGAAGACGAUUUAAUCAACUUUGCAAAGAAAUACGACAUUCCAGGGAUUCCUUGGGAUAAAUUCGGCUGGUUUUACGGUAGAAAUGGCUCAGAGACAUACGAUGGAAUCUUCAACAUGAACACUGGUGCCAACAACAUGAAAGAGAUAGGAAUCCUCCACGAGUGGAACCACAGCGACAAAUCGAAGAUAUACACCGGAAAAUGUGGCCAGAUAAACGGGACUCUGGGUGAUCUGUGGCCCCCAGUGAGGGAUUACGAGGAUGUAUCAGUAUUUGCUCCAGAUGUUUGCACACUUGUGCCACUGAAGGACAACGGCCACGUAAAUUAUGAUGGACUGGAGGGCAAACAGUUCAUAGCGACACCACAGACCUUCGACAAUGGCAGUAAAGUGGAAUCACGAGGUUGUUACUGCAAGGAUAUUGAGUGCCAGCCAUCGGGAACACUCAACGUCUCAACCUGCAAAUUUGGAGCUCCAGCAUUCAUCAGCCUCCCACAUUUUCAUCUAGCUGAUGAGAGUUAUCUCAAUGCUAUCGAUGGAUUGAAGCCAGCUAACGAUGGAUCUCACGAUUUCUCGAUCCUCGUCCAGCCAGAUCUAGGGAUUCCCCUGCAAGUCAAAGCUCGUCUCCAGCUUAAUCUACUGAUCCAGCCAAUGGAGCACAUCGGGCUGUUUGCCAAUGUACCAAAGGUAUUUAUUCCCAUGCUCUGGUUCAGGCAGGAGGCUGAUCUCUCGUCAGACCUCGGAUCUCAAUUAAAAUUCGUUCUCAUUCUUCCAACCCUGGGGCACGUGACCUUUUUCGGCAUCGCUGGUCUUGGUCUUCUUAUUUUCUUUAUUGGUGGAGUUGUCUGCAUCCGAGGACGCAGGAAAGCAGAGGACAAUCAGAGAUUGAUCGCAAGAGCUGAGACCAAUGGGUCUAAUAGGACUGAAGGAUGAUUGUUGAUUCGUAAGAGAAUAAAACGAAAGAGUCAAUUAUAUUUUUUUAACGCCAGGAGGAACUGCCGGAUUCGCAAUGUUUAUUCACGAGUUGAACAGUCUUCCUAUUUUUUCGGAUUUUUCAAUGUAAAUAAUGGAAAUGGAGGGCCGGAUGUGUGUCAUGGGACUGAGCUCAAGGGGCAGGAGGAGAAUCGUGAUAAACAAGUGCCUCAAGGGUUCGUCGUGUUGGGGGAAAGUUCGGUAGAAAUAUUUUCAGUGCCCUAUUAGGGUUUCGUGGUCUUUUCGGACCUUGAUUGGUGAAUUCAAUCAUCAAGUUUCUAAAUGUAUCAAUUGGAUACUUUAUAACUCGUUGAAAAUGUUGAGAACAUUUUGAUUAGAGUCAUGAGGGAGUGAUUAAUGUAUUCAUUAAUUAACUAUCCUCUCGUUCGAAUCCAUCGUUUCAUGACUAUUUGACACGUAAAGAUAUGACAAAUCGUUAUAUUGAAAUGAUCGUGUUAAAUAGUCGUGCCAUCGAUUUUUUUUUCUUAUGAGAGUAAUUCACCGCUGGCAAUCGUUCGAAUGUGCCUGUAAUUGUAAUUAAGUACAUCGUUCAAAAUCGUUCGCGAACAUCGAUCCAUAUGUUCGCGAUUAAUUAGUACUAACUACUAUUUUAAUUGUCACACUAUCAGAUAUACUGGCUGGUAGACGAAUUGUGAUACCAAAAUGCAAUCUUUCAAUUAAAUGAAAGACCCCUUGGUACUUAUUCACCGAGAGCAUCAUUACUGAUAUUAAAUAAAAAGAAGUAUAAAUUUUAAA
Molecule: messenger RNA, 2646 nt
Organism: Fopius arisanus
Lineage: Eukaryota; Metazoa; Arthropoda; Insecta; Hymenoptera; Braconidae
Gene: crq
Product: croquemort
Exons: 5
Coding region: 298-1851 (517 amino acids)
Cellular component (GO): cytoplasm; membrane
Molecular function (GO): scavenger receptor activity
Source: RefSeq, a predicted model, not a curated record